AUGGCUUUUUUCUUCACUCGUCUAAUUCGCUACGUGGUCCUCGGGCUUGUACUGGCCGGUGUUGUGCAGUACAUGCUACGAUGGAAGACCUACACCGUUUCACCGAAGAUAUUUCGUCAGUUGGCCGGCGCAGCGCAUGGAAACAGUGGGAUUUCGAAUGUGAACAAGCUGCGGAAUGAUUUACGCCGUACAUAUCCAAGCCAGAUCAUCGAGAGCGACUGGGAGGCCAUUUAUGGUGGUGGUUUGAACCUGCGUGCCAACAUUCUGUUCGCAUCACCCACCGAAUUCAUCAUCGUUUUCCAUGCCCCUCAUCGAACAUCCGGCUUCUCA
Molecule: messenger RNA, 330 nt
Organism: Gongylonema pulchrum
Lineage: Eukaryota; Metazoa; Nematoda; Chromadorea; Rhabditida; Gongylonematidae
Source: the annotation of a GenBank genome assembly